GUUAAAACAGCUAAUGUAAUAUUGAUUUGAUUAGAUGUGAAGAUUUAAUGGGAAGAGCAGAGUAAAUAAGGGAAACAAGAGCAUUAAAAAGUGGUGGGACGAAUGCGUAGACUUGGAGAAAGGCGAACAGGAGAUUGAAAGAGACGCCCGUGAAAAUGCCGCCCGCCAUAAACGUCACCACGAAAACCCAUGGACCAAAAUCAUGCCCAUCGUCUCUUUCAUGUCAACCUCAGCAGUAAUAAGCAUCCAUUAUUGUUAUUAUUAUAAUAUUAAAUUAAGUUUUCCCCUAAGUAAGUCAUCAGAGUGCGUAUAAUCCAACUCAUUUCCUUUGUUAAACCCCACCAGAUUCUGCUUUCCCUUUUUGGGGAUGCCGCAAAGAUUGAAUUUUGGGGGUUUUGUUUUGUGACUGGUAAUAAUGGCGGACAAAGUGAAGCACAUUCUUACAAAGCCGAUCCAGUUGGCUGACAACGUCAGCAAAGCUGCAGACGAGGCCAGUUCCUUCAAGCAAGAGUGCGCAGAAUUGAAGUCCAGGACGGAGAAGCUCGCCGAGCUUCUCCGCCAAGCCGCGCGUACCAGCAGCGAUCUCUACGAGCGGCCGACGCGGCGGAUCAUCGACGACACCGGCCAGGUUCUGGAAAAGGCUUUAAACCUUGUCCUCAAGUGUCGCGCCCAUGGCCUCAUCAAGCGCGUCUUCACCAUCAUCCCCGCCGCCUCCUUCCGCAAGAUGCAAUCCCAACUCGAUAACUCCAUCGGCGACAUGUCCUGGCUCCUCCGAGUCUCCGCCUCCGCCGACGGACGCGUCGGAGAACACCUCGGCCUCCCUCCCAUCGCCUCCAACGAGCCCAUCCUCUGCCUCAUCUGGGAACAGAUCGCUAUUCUCCACACAGGCUCUCCCGACGACAAGUCCGACGCAGCGGCGUCGCUUGUGUCCCUCGCCCGGGACAACGACCGUUACGGGACGCUGAUAAUGGAGGAAGGCGGAGUGGGGCCGCUGCUAAAGCUCCUCAAGGAUGGCAAAGUAGAAGGCCAAGAGAACGCCGCCAGAGCGAUCGGGCUGCUGGGCCGGGAUCCGGCAAGCGUGGAACACAUGGUGCACGCCGGCGUAUGCCAAGUGUUUGGUAAAAUGCUCAAACAAGGUCCCAUGAAGGUACAAGCCGUGGUAGCAUGGGCGAUCUCAGAGCUGGCUUCCCAUUUCCCCACAUGCCAAGAUCUCUUCGCCCAGAACAACAUCAUCCGCUUACUGGUAGGCCAUCUCGCCUUUGAAACAAUCUUGGAACACAGCAAGUAUGCUGUUUCCUGCAAGGCGACUUCCAUCCACGCCCUUGUGCUAGCCAACAAUGAGAAUUCUCUGAACGCUAACAGCGUAGCAAACGAUGAUGAUGACGAUUACCAGAAGAGCAUAGUUGCUCACCCCUUGGAGAACAACAAGAAACAUGCCCAGAUUCAUAACGUCGUUCACAAUACAAUGGCCAUGAUAAAUCCAGCUAAGCAGAACCACUCCAGUCACCAUCACCAUCAUCAUGCCAAAGAGCUUGAAGAUCCAUCUACCAAGGCCUACAUGAAAGCCAUGGCGGCAAGAGCAUUGUGGUACCUCUGCAAAGACAACUCUCCCAUUUGCCACAGCAUAACCGAGUCUAGAGCUCUAUUGUGUUUCGCGGCUCUCUUGGAGAAAGGGCCAGAAGAGGCCCAGUACAACUCUGCGAUGGCGGUGAUGGAGAUCACCGCUGUGGCGGAGAAAGACGUCGACCUGAGAAGGUCGGCGUUCAAGCCAAACUCUCCGGCGUGCAAGGCGGUUGCGGACCAGCUGCUCAGAAUCAUUGAGAAGCCUGUCCCGAAUCUCCUCAUACCGUGCAUUAAGACAAUCGGAAAUCUCGCCAGGACGUUUAGGUCAACCGAGAUGAGGAUGAUCUGUCCUUUAGUCAAGCUUCUUGAAGACCAAGAAACUGUGGUCUCGAAAGAGGCGUCCAUAUCUCUUGCCAAGUUUGCAUGCACGGAGAACUACCUUCACUUGGACCAUUCCAAGGCUAUCAUAGCUUCAGGUGGGGCGAAGCAUUUGGUUGAACACGUUUAUUUUGGUGGACAGACGAUUCGGGGUCCUGCAUUGUAUCUACUUUGUUACAUUGCCAUGCACGUCCCUGACAGUGAAGAGCUCGCCAAGGCUGAAGUUCUAUCGGCUCUAGAAUGGGCAUCAAAGCAGCAGGGGCUCUUGGUUCAAGAUGACAAGGUGGAGAGAUUGUUGCAGGAAGCCAAGAGCAGGUUGGAAGUGUAUCAUUGCAGAUCUGUUUCAGGGUAUGCACACUACAAAACUUGAGGAGGUUUUACCCGAGGCCACUCCCCCCCCCCCCCCCCCCCCCCACAGUCACAGUCUCCGUAGAAGUGGUAAAAUCCCAGAAUUGAUAGAAAGAAGUUGUACAACCGGAUUACCUACAUGUAUGUUAAAUGUUUGUGAAGGUCUUAUAUUAGCUAAGAAAACUGUGAAUUAAGGGAGUCAUUUUUGUGGAGGAAUGGAAUAAUAGCACAGGUAUGCUAAGUUUUGGGGCAUUUGACGAACUUAUGCAGUUUGACUUGGUGG
Molecule: messenger RNA, 2572 nt
Organism: Cuscuta epithymum
Lineage: Eukaryota; Viridiplantae; Streptophyta; Magnoliopsida; Solanales; Convolvulaceae
Source: the annotation of a GenBank genome assembly